Racocetra persica is the source of this 122-nucleotide messenger RNA. The record is from the annotation of a GenBank genome assembly. Lineage: Eukaryota; Fungi; Glomeromycota; Glomeromycetes; Diversisporales; Gigasporaceae.
UAGAAUCAACAGACCCGGAUCCUGUAUAUGACCUUUUAUGGUACAGUGCGUUUCAAGUUUUCGAAUUCAGGAAAUCCUUUGAAUUUAAAAUUGCUCCUGAAUAUUGCAAACAUCAUUCCUAA